Messenger RNA from Mytilus trossulus (common blue mussel), 504 nucleotides. Its product is annotated as angiopoietin-4-like. The coding region runs from base 1 to 504 and encodes 167 amino acids. The record is from RefSeq and is a predicted model, not a curated record. The transcript has 6 exons. Lineage: Eukaryota; Metazoa; Mollusca; Bivalvia; Mytilida; Mytilidae.
AUGUCUGCAUGGAAAUCAACGCGGAACUGUUCAAAAGCUGAAGAGGGAUACACAAGUUCUUCUCAAAAUAUGGCAAUAUACAAAUAUGUUGUUAAAAUGAAUAAACAAUUGAAAAACAAUAUCAAGUGGAUCUUAGAAGAAAUUCGAGGGGGAAAAGAAAUUUUAAGGAUAGUUAGUCUAUUGAAGAAUGAUUUCAAAGGAACAUGUGCAAAACCUGCAAGAGAUUGUACAGAGCUUAAGAAGUACAACAAACAAUCCGGUGUAUACAAAAUAAGUGCAGGAAAUUCUAAGGCUCUUAAGGUUUACUGUGAUAUGACAACUGACGGAGGUGGUUGGUCGAUAAUUCAGAGACACCAAGAUGGAAACGUUGAUUUCCAACGAACAUGGCCAGAAUAUGAAAAUGGGUUUGGAAAUUUAGAAGGUGACUACUGGUUAGAAUGUCAAAUCCUACCAAAAAGUCUUGCACAACAAGAAUCAAGGUGUGGGGUAGUUCCACCUAUAUGA